AUGGCUGCUCAAUUUUCUUACGCUCAAGCCGCCAAGGGUCAGCCUUCGGCCACCCAGAGCACCGAGAACGUCAAGGACUCAGCAAACGGCGAACAACCCAACGCUGAGCCCAACGCCGUCAAGACCGCCAACGCUGACGAAGAGACGUCGAGAAAUACGACCCUCAAGGCCCAGCUGGCCGCUAAGCAGGACUCUACCUCCGCACCAGCCGAGGUUAACAACACCACAUCUACCGCGGCCUCCGUCGCCGAUUCGCGACGUGACGACGAGGAUGCCGCCACCGAGAGCUCGACCCGUCGAAGUGACAAGAGCGUCAGGUCAGCAAGUGCAUCCACUCGCGUGACCGACGAAGCCGAGCCGAAGAAGGGCUCUAGGAAGCCAAGAAAGGGCAAGGCUGGUAAAGAGUCGAGCGAAGAGUCCAAGAAGGACAAGGCCGCAGAGCAAGAGAAGGAACUGCCCAAGGUCGAGUUGGUUGAGGCGCCGCUUCCUUCGGUCAACAUCUGGACACAAAGGAAAGAGACCCAAGCCGCGAAGACCACUAUCACCCUGCCCGCCCAACCCGCUCCCUCUCGAUCAGACUCUGCUGCUGCGCCCACUGCCGACACUUGGCCCAAUAGUCAGGAGUCUAAGAAGAAGAGCAAGAUCACUGAGAGCUCUGACGCUACAAACGGUGCCGUCAACGGCACCAAGGCUCAGCGCAAGGUUGACGACGCUACUGCUAGGAGAACCGGCGCUCGUGGCUCCAGGCUGAUCGAGAGGGAUAACCGAGUCACCGAACUUCCUCCGCCUGUCAACGACGUUACCUCGUGGCCCACACCGGAGACGGCCGUUAAGGAGGCCGUCAAGGAAGAGAAGCGCAAGCCCGCCGAGAAAGCGGAGCGCCCAGAGGCUGAAGAUGAGUCCGGUUCCAAGGGACGGUCCAAGGACAAGUGGGAGCGCAUCGAUUUCGUGCCUAGUGUGCAGUUUUCCACUCCUAUUCCCUCGACAAGAGGUUCUCGCGGAGGAAGAGGCGGUGCUCGUGGUGGCCGCGAUACCACUUCUAGAGGAGGCCACGGUGCUGCUGGCGCCGCCGCCGACAAGUCCGCGACAGCCCCCUCCAAAACCGGAGGUGAAGCCCGAGAGCGUGCCAGAGAUGGUAACGCCCCUGCCAGAACCAACUCACAGCCUCCUGCUGCCGCGAAGCGAGCUUCCAUGGACGUUACCAAGGAGCAGCGCAAGGCUUCCACACCUGCUUCCGGCGAGCGUACUAAGGACUCACAGUCGAAUGCAACAAACGAACAGGCAGGACCUGUCCGAGGCGAGGGUCGCGGCGACAGAGGCCGCGGUAACUUCCGUGGCCGUGGCGGACAUCCAGGCAACGUUCCCAUGCACGCUCAACAGUCUUCAUAUAUGAGCAACGGCAACUCUUUCAGCUCUCAGGGGCCUCCCCGCCAGUAUGCUAGCCCCCCUCUGCACCAGGGUAACAACUUUGCUCCAUCCUAUGGCGGUUCUCAGUCUCGAGGAGGUCGUGGCGGCCGCGGCCAAUCUAACGGUUCAGGACCUUUCCGUGGAGUUGGCGGCUCCAACGCCAACCGCGCUCGCCAAGUUCAGGCCAACAUGGGUCAGCCUUCCUGGGACUACCAAACCAUGCCUACUCCGCAGUCGGCUUUUGGAUGGUAUGAACACCUCAGACACAUUGCCAUUCCUCAACUUGAGUAUUAUUUCUCCCUGGAGAAUCUUCUCAAGGACGAUUUCUUGCGCAAGCACAUGGACGGCCAGGGUUUUGUCCCGUUUGACCUCGUGCUUGGCUUUGGGAGAGUACGCGAGAUGGGUGCGCAUCCGGACGCGCUCCGCAUGAUUGCCUGCGAGUGCGCACAGCUGGACUACGUUAUCGGAGACGACCACGUUGAGCGCGUCCGUUCUCGCACACACUGGCAAAAGUUCGUCUACCCAGCCCUGGACCAGCGUGUGGAAGCUGCGCGCAACGCGGGACCUCAAUACUUUUACUACCGCUCCUUUCACUCUGCCCAAUACACCCCAGGCAUGAUGGGUGACUACCCCGUCACCUCCCCCACCGGAUACACAAACGGUGUUGAAAACGGAUACAUGCCUUAUCCCACCGAUGCUGCAGCCGCCGGCCACCCCAAUGGUCAGCUCUCAGCUCAUGUUCCUGAAUUUCAACCCAGCGGCUCGGCUGAGGGCUCGGCCUCUGCUGAUGCUGAGACAAAGGGUCAGCCCAAUAUGAAUGGCACCGCCGAGACUCAAGGCAGCGCCACAUUGACCAACGGAAACCACGCACAGCCUGCCGAAGUCCUUCAGUCCUAG
Molecule: messenger RNA, 2304 nt
Organism: Colletotrichum chrysophilum
Lineage: Eukaryota; Fungi; Ascomycota; Sordariomycetes; Glomerellales; Glomerellaceae
Exons: 2
Coding region: 1-2304 (767 amino acids)
Source: RefSeq, a predicted model, not a curated record